UCUAUAAAUACUGUGAAGAAGUCAAACAAGCAGCUGCUGUCACAACACAUUCAACUACUCUACUAUUCUGAUCCACUGUUGUAAUGAUGGAGUGUGUUAAAGAGGAGACUGAUCCUGAAUCAUUCACAAUAACACCACAACAUACUCAACAACAAAGAGACUUGGUGGAAGUGAAAGAGGAAGAUCAAGAACACAAUGAAAUGAAGGAUGAAGAUCAGGAUCACAGUUUUAGGACUGACAGCUGCUCAGAAACUGAUGAGAAUUCCUCUCAAGAAAACGUUAAAGCCAAAAAUGUUUUUGCGUGCCAUCUUUGUGUUAAGACUUAUUCAAAAAAAGGUCAACUAACGCGUCACCUAAGGAUUCACAAUGAGGCGCCUCACACAUGCUCCCACUGUGAGAAGACUUUUAUCCAUAAAAGUAAACUUGUGCGUCACAUGAUGAUUCACACAGAUGAGAGGCCUUUUUCCUGCCCUCAGUGUGAUAAACGUUUCAUUAACAAAGAAAAACUUAAUGUUCACAUGAAGACUCACAGUACUGAAAGGCCGUACAUCUGCCCUCAAUGUGAAAAGACUUACACGUGUAAAGAAUAUCUUCAUCAGCAUUUAAAAACUCACAAUCAGACAAAGCCUUUCUCAUGCCAUCAGUGUGGAAAGAGUUUUUCAUAUAAGAGAAGCUUAAAUGCUCAUGUGAGACAGCACACUAGUGAUGGGUCGUUCACCUGCUCUUACUGUGAAAAGAGUUUCUCAUUUAAAACAAAUCUAGAGAAUCACAUAAGAAUUCACACUGGAGAGAAACCUUUCACAUGCCCUCAGUGUGAUAAGAGCUUUAAACAACAAGGAGCUCUUAGGUAUCACAUACGAGUUCAUACAAAUGAAAGACCUUUCUCUUGCCAUCUGUGUGAUAAGAGUUUUAAACAGCAAGUAGCUCUUGGGUAUCACAUGGCAAUUCAUACAGGUGAAAAGCCUUUUUCAUGCCAUCUGUGUGAUAAAAAUUUUAAACAACAAGGAUCUCUUCGGUAUCACAUGGGAAUUCAUACAGGUGAGAGACCUUUCUCAUGCCAUCUGUGUGAUAAGAGGUACAUAAAUAUAAACAGUCUCAAACAACAUUUGCAGGUUCACUCAAAUGAAAGACCUUUUAGUUGCGAUCAGUGCGAUAAGAAGUAUGUUUCAGCAUCUCAGCUUAAAGAGCACCUAGAGACUCAUUCAGAUGAGAGGCCGUAUUUCUGUUCAGUUUGUGGGAAGAGUUUUCAAUCACACAGAAAAGUUAAAGAGCACCAGAAAAUACAUACAGGGGUGAGAAAACAUGUGUGCUCUGUGUGUGAUAAAGCCUUUCUGAAAGUCUCAGACCUGAAGCGGCACCAAAAGAUCCAUAAAGAAAAAUCCUGAAAGUGCUCACAAUGUUGAAAGAGUUUUAUUGAGUUUGGGAAGCUGAUAAAACACAAGUUACUGUAUAUCUCACAGAGAAAAGUGCUGUCCGUUAAAGAGUGAGCAAAGAUCAACUUCAGUCUUUAUGUCCAAGCACAUGGUUACCCAUCUUCCACUGGGAUUAACUCCAUGCUGCACCUAAGCUGAAGCAAACGUUCAGCCAGAGAUCAAAACCUGCUCGCGUUUCCACCAAAAAGAGAGCUGAAUGCAUCACCAUUGACCAGAAUCACCCAGGGUUAUAUUAUUAAACUGCUGCGUGUUAUGUUGUAUUACAUUAAGUGUUUUUGUUACAUGUUAUGUAAGGAAAAUUUCACAAUGGGCCGUUUUAUUAUUUGAUGAUAAGGCACACCUGGGACCGGUUGCACCAGCUGGGGGUAAACCCGGUCGUGAGACUAGUCUGGACAUAAAAUUUACAGCUUUUGCACCAUCUAGGCGUAGGGCACAUCUAAAAAUAAAUCUUACAUGUAAUCAAAGGUAGGCGAGACUUACAACUUUUUUACGUCCUGCUGGUGCAACCGGCCCCUGUGGUGGUAACGCAGCCACAACACAAACCUGAGUUGAUGUCUCGACUUUCAUUGGGCCAGUAAGAAAAAAAGACCUAAAUGUCCUCAUCAUUUCUCUUUUCUAUGGUUUAUUGAGCAUAAUGAUGACUUUGUAGAUACAGUGGUGACCAUCAUAAGGAGAUUUAGGUCAUUUUCCUUACUGGCCUCCUUCAUGUCUGGACCUAAACCCCAUCAGACAAGUUUUUUGCUACCACUGUAUAUUUAUGGUUUAUUUGUUUAAAUUAAAGGUGACAUGGAAUGAUUGAACGGGGUAUUUAUCCUUGUUCUGUGAUGUGACAUGUAGACAAAAUAUUUUUUGUUUGAGUCUGUAAUGCCUUAGAAGCUUCCUAAAAACCUCUCUCAGAUCGCUCUAUUAGGGUGGGGGAUUUUAAACAAGUGGUUUUGCACCUAUUUGGCUCCCCCUACUGGCUUAACUUACAAUCUCAUUACUGAUUGGCUGACUUUGCUGCCACUCAAAAAAUUUAGCCAAUUAUUUUAAAGUGGAGGGGCAGUGAGAUGCCUGUGAUGUCAUAAGCAUCAGUUUUUCAGAUUGGGCCGUUUUCUGGCUAACAUUUCUAAAAGAGGAAUUUCUAUCAGACUGAGAUGUUUAGCAUGUCUAGCACUUUUUGUAUGUUCGUGAAUGCGGGUAGGUAGACUACCAUUAUUCAACAAAGACAAGGUAAAAAUGGUUUUUCAUUCUCUGUCCCCUUUAAAAUUUUGUUAAUCUGGGUGUAAUCAUAUGGAACUGUAAAGCUGACUGUAUACUAGGGCUGUCCGCGUAUGCGCGUCGUCUGCAUGAUAUUAUUUUCGUCACAGUAGGUUCCCUGGUCGUCCAUGCACGCCUUCAAUGUGCAGUCAAAAAUGUAUCUCAGAAUAAAUUGUACCCGGCCCUUAAUGCGGUCAAGAGACCUGGAACUAGGUGUGUUUUGAAUAAAAAAUAAUGCACACUUGUUUCUCAACAAAUGAGAGCCUAGUGGUAUAAAUUAUAGUAAUUAGCCAUUUAAAGGUUCAGUGUGUAGAUGUUUAGCUGCAUCUAGUGGUGAGAUUUGCAAACCAGCGGCUCAGUCCACAGCUCACUGCUCGCUUUCGAAACGCAUAGGGAAGUUACGGUAGCCGCCACAGGACAAAAGGUCAAUGUCUGAGACAUCGUAGUGACAAAACGCUCUCUAUAGACCAUUUCAGCAGUAACAACAUAAACAAGCGGCUGUCGCGGUCCGCACGUAACUUCCGGUAAACUUUGCUAAGAAUAAAUAACAACAAAGUUCUUUAAACGUAGUUUAUUUAUAUAACAAGCAAAAAAACAACACACAGAUUACCUAGGAAACCAAAACAUUUGUUAUUUUCGACGAGGCAUUCGUUCAAGAGAUCAGUUUAGUAAGUAAUCAGACCAUAAAAAAAACGAAACAGGAAGUAAGGUUCGGAUCCAGACGUGUCACGUGCGUCCGAUGAAACGUCUAUAGAACAGUGUGUCCAUUUAGGGCUACAGUAUAGGUCUGACUAUAAACAUUGCUAAAGAAUCAGUUCAUGUCCUAUAUAGAUGGCAGCAACAAAAACAAACGCUAUAUCAACUUUCUACACAGAGCUAAUGUUAUUGUGUAAAAUUAAUGUAUACAAUGUUAAAUACAGAUCCUUA
Paramisgurnus dabryanus is the source of this 3599-nucleotide messenger RNA. RefSeq lists its product as uncharacterized. Gene Ontology annotation, biological process: regulation of transcription by RNA polymerase II. NCBI's taxonomy places the organism in Eukaryota, Metazoa, Chordata, Actinopteri, Cypriniformes, Cobitidae. Gene Ontology annotation, molecular function: RNA polymerase II cis-regulatory region sequence-specific DNA binding; DNA-binding transcription factor activity. The record is from RefSeq and is a predicted model, not a curated record.